Messenger RNA from Sabethes cyaneus, 1569 nucleotides. RefSeq lists its product as uncharacterized. The record is from RefSeq and is a predicted model, not a curated record. Gene Ontology annotation, cellular component: nucleus. The coding region runs from base 17 to 1444 and encodes 475 amino acids. The transcript is spliced from 2 exons. Gene Ontology annotation, biological process: regulation of transcription by RNA polymerase II. NCBI's taxonomy places the organism in Eukaryota, Metazoa, Arthropoda, Insecta, Diptera, Culicidae. Gene Ontology annotation, molecular function: DNA binding; protein binding.
GUAAUGCUGAAAUAAAAUGAGCCGAACAAAUGUUUCGUGUGUAAAGUGGGUGGACUUUGGUGACCACAUGAUUUCCACCUUCCUGGAAGUGUACCUGAACAGCGCGUAUACGGACGUCACCCUGGUGCUGGCUGAUGGAGGUCAAUUGGUAGCCAGCAGAAUGGUACUUUCGAUGGCUUCGAAGUUUUUUGCCGACAUUUUUCAAACAGCCUUUAAUUCCGCGGGAUUUUACUCUCGCGAUGCUCAAGAAAGUAAAAUAAUGAUCCCUGAUGUAAAAUUUGGCGUAAUGAAGAAUGUGCUGAAUUUCAUCUAUACUGGAGAAGUGAAUAUGAAUGCUCGGGAUAUGUCGGACUUUUUCGAAGUUUGUAAGUUGCUCCAACUUAAAGGACUUGACUAUCAAAAUGGUAACAUAAGUGGUGUAAAAAUAAGCGGCUCAAACAUAAUCACACCUGUGCAAUUCGACUAUGAAGAAGUGCAGGAAGUGUAUGUUGAAGAAUCAACGAAUAGCGUCGUAGAGGUGUCGGAAGUAAACAUUGCUGAAGCUGGAAAUAAUGACUCUGUAGAAAAUAACAGGCAAACGUCUGAGGAAACCGGAAUUCCCGCAAUAACAGAAGAAAUGGCUGAAUAUUAUGAGGUUGACGUUGAUAUUGGAGUUUUGGACACAAACACCGACAGUGAGGAUUCGAAGCCGAAUUAUCAGCAAACGGUUGUUGUGCAUAACGAAAAUAUAAAUGACAUAACCGUACAUACUUCCGACGAAGAACAUUGCAAAUUUACAGUAGAAGAAAUUGGAGAAUCUAGCUGUCAAUUGAAGAAACGGACGAAAACCACCGAAUAUGGUACAAGGCUUAAUGAAGCGAUAAAUACAAUUAUCAAUGAUGGAGCCAGCUUUCGAACAGCUUCUAUCCAAUUUGGUAUUCCGAAAACUGUUCUUUGGCGUAAAGCUAUUAAAGCACCAAACUAUAAGGCCGAACGCAGUGAGUUGCCUUCGCCUCGAAAGGAAGCAAUCGAAGCACUGAAAUCGGGUGAAAAGCUACUAAACAUCAGUAAACGAUUAGAUAUACCGCUAUCCACGCUGCAUCGGGACAAAUUGAAACUAUAUAGUGAAGGCAUUCUACCGGAUAACGUUUCAUUGAAGCAACGAGACAAGGGUUUAGAUUUUAAAGACCGUGUUCUGGAAGCUGCACAGCAAUGUGUUGCUGGCUACAUGUCACAAUCGGAAGCGUCCAAACUGUACAAGCUGCCGAAAACGACAAUAUGGCGAAAGAUAAAAGCAUUGAAGGGUGAAAGUAACAAAAGCAAGCACGAAGAAUCACCGGUGCACACGGACUCGGUCGGGGAAGGGUUGAAGUCCGAAAUGAUUGAGAUACUGGCGGAAAACGAAAGCGAUAGUGUAGGAAUAGAGGAACAUCUUGAACCAGAGUUUGUGGUUGGGCUAUUGUAAGCACAAAUUAAAAAUGAUUUUGAAUAUUACUUCGAAAAUUAAUAAAACCACGCCAGCCAGAAAUUUAAAUACCUAGUACCUAAUUUGAUCCAUUCAUGUGUGGAAAAUCGUUUCGCUAUAUUUUU